AGCACCGUAUGACCGGAUCCAGAGUUCCCUGUUUCUCCUCCUCUUCGGCUUUCUUUCCGUUUCUUUCCUUUUCUUUGACAUUUUCAUUUAUGCUGCUUUGACUUUUCUGGCCUGAAGUUUUGACCUAGCCCUCCUCCACCUGGAUUUCCCAACCUGUCCAACCACCAGGUCUCCCUCUGAGCUGAAUGAGUUUCCACCAUGUUUCCUCUCAGGCAGCAGCUGCGUCAUUAAACUCAUUACCUGCACGGACUGUUUUCCUUUAACUAAAGAUGGACUUCUUCGUGAUUUUCAGAGAUGGCUGUGACUUCUUUUACGUUUCACCUGUAUGCAUGACAGCGAGCGCGCCGCCCUGAUGGUGAACGCGCACAGAGCGAGAGCGCGCGUCCAGCCUGUGUGAGCGAGGAGGAGGCGUCGAGCUCACGCGAUCACCUGGUGCUUUGGACGGGCUGACAGGUGGGAUGUUGUCGGACAGAUGAUGACCCACCUCGGUGAGCUGUGGUCGGAGUAGAACCGGAGCGGCUGGACGGGGAUCAACACACACAGAGUUGAGAGAGGAGAGAGAGCGGAGCAUGGGCUCGGCAUCGUCCUCUUACCGGGUCAUUUACCUGGACGUGGAUGGUAGGAUUCAGAAGGUGGUAUUCAGUCGAUACUGCAGCUCGUCUGACAUUAAGGAGCUUUUCUGUGCAGCUGUCGGUGUGCCAAGAAAUACUGAUCUGUCGGUGCUGGAUUCAUCUGGAGCCAUGGUGUCCAUCGACCCCACAAUGCCACACAACACAGAGAGGUCUCCAUACCGAGUGGUGCCUGUAACUGGAGGACCGCUUGCUGGUAAAGAGGAACUCUUUCAGAAUGUUCUGACACAGGUAGCCGAGCAGAUUUCAAGAGUGUUUAGGAUCAACGAGAUGAAGGCCGACGUCACCAACCGGCUCGCCAUGUUAGAGAAGAGAGUGGAGCUGGAGGGCAUGAAAGUGGUGGAGAUUGAGAAAUGUCGCAGUGACAUCAAGAGGCUCCGCGAAGAGAUUGGAUCCCAAAACAGGAUAUUCCUGGAAGACCAUAAGAACCUGAGUCCUCGCAGAGAUGUGCCCACUUACCCCAAGUACUAUUUGUCUCAGGACACAAUCGAAGCCCUCAGAUGGACCACGUUUGAUGCCUGGCAGUGGGAACCCAACGAGAUGCUGAGCUGUCUGGAGCACAUGUACCAUGACCUGGGCUUAGUCAGAGACUUCAGUAUCAAUCCCAUCACACUGAAGAGAUGGCUGCUGUGUGUUCGUGACAGCUACAGGAAUAAUCCCUUCCACAACUUCCGCCACUGUUUCUGUGUCACCCAGAUGAUGUACAGCAUGAUCUACCUCUGCAAGCUGCAGGAGAAACUGACGCAGCUGGAUGUUUUGGUUCUGAUGACGGCUGCUGUGUGCCACGACCUCGAUCAUCCUGGCUUCAACAACACGUACCAGAUUAAUGCCAGAACAGACCUGGCAGUUCGAUACAAUGACAUCUCCCCUCUGGAGAACCACCACUGUGCUGUGGCCUUCAAGAUCUUCUCUCAGCCUGAAUGCAACAUCUUCUCCAGCUUCCCCCCUGAUGCCUACAAACAGAUCCGGCAGGGAACCAUCACUCUGAUCCUGGCAACAGACAUGGCUCGUCACGGAGAGAUCCUCGACUCCUUCAAAGAGAAAGUCGACCACUUUGACUUCACCGAUCAGGAGCAUGUCACCUGUCUGAAGAUGAUGCUCAUCAAAUGCUGUGACAUUUCCAACGAGGUGCGGCCCAUGGAGGUGGCUGAGCCCUGGGUGGACUGCCUGCUGGAGGAGUACUUCACCCAGAGUGACAGAGAGAAGGCUGAAGGACUUCCUGUGGCUCCAUUCAUGGACAGAGAGAAGGUCACCAAGCAGACAGCCCAGGUCGGCUUCAUCACCUUCAUCCUCAUCCCCAUGUUUGAGACCGUGAUGAAGCUGUUCCCACAGCUAGAGGCCGCCAUGCUGCAGCCGCUCAGAGAGUCCAGGGACCGGUAUGAAGACCAGAGUGAUCAGGUGCAGAAGAAGAACGCUGAGCUGUGAAGUUUCUUCAUGGGUGGAAUCUGUGUCGGUCUGCUGAGGACCACCAGGACGUCUGGAGGACCACCAGGACGUCUGGAGGACGACAUGGACAAUCCAAAACCUUUUCCAGGGACUUUCAGCUCCAGAUAACAGCUCGCAGACACACAUCCAGCUUUUUCUAUUUAAUGUCUUGUUUUUACCCGUGUACAGAUUUUCUAACAUUUGUUAUUUACUAAGAAAAAUAAAGAACCGACUUCCUGAG
Melanotaenia boesemani (Boeseman's rainbowfish) is the source of this 2295-nucleotide messenger RNA. It is a transcript of the gene pde9a, whose product is annotated as phosphodiesterase 9A. The coding region runs from base 570 to 2054 and encodes 494 amino acids. The record is from RefSeq and is a predicted model, not a curated record. Gene Ontology annotation, molecular function: 3',5'-cyclic-GMP phosphodiesterase activity. NCBI's taxonomy places the organism in Eukaryota, Metazoa, Chordata, Actinopteri, Atheriniformes, Melanotaeniidae. Gene Ontology annotation, biological process: cGMP catabolic process. The transcript is spliced from 18 exons.